GCCACUGGCGACAUCUCAUGAAUUUAAUUCAGUGUCUGUUUCGGGUCAGUAACGGCCGGUUGGAGAAACGAUGACCAUUCUUCUUCCGCUCGUGCAUCCUUCCCCUCCUUCUCGUCUUCCCCUAUCGAGCGCCACGGAGCUCCCCAAGAUAAGGGCUUCUUCCCCUUCGAACUCCCUCUCGAUUCCGAACCCUCCGGGCUUCAAGAAAUGGGCCGCUGAGCUUCGCUCGAGGUCGCUCAACCUCGCCCUCUCCGCAUCUCUCGCUCUCGGACUUGCCCUCGGCGGACUUGGUACAGCUAAUGCCAAAGUUGGAGUCAAUAGGCCAGAAAUGCUUCCAAAGGAAUAUAGUCCAGUAAUUGAUGUUGCUGGGUUUCUCUCUGCAAGCCAGGAAAGAAGGCUUUGUGAAGAAAUUGCUGAUCUUGAGAAAGAGACAGGGGUCAAGCUUAGAAUUCUUGCACAGAAUUACCCUGACACGCCAGGAAUGGCUGUUAAAGACUUCUGGCAAGUUGAUGAGAGAACUAUUGUAUUUGUUGCCGAUCCAACUUUUGGAAACAUAUUGCAUUUCAAUGUUGGGGCCACCGUUGAUUUGGAUGUUCCUCGAAAUUUCUGGAGUCGUGUGGCUGGGAAGUAUGGGAACAUGUUUUAUUGGAAAGAAAAGGGGGAAGAUGCAUCAAUCGAAGCUGCAGUGAUGGCUAUAUCAAGUUGCCUGAGAGAGCCAACAGCACCAAAUAACUGCGUGGAGGUAAACUAAAAGCAUUCAUCCAUGAUAUCACACACUCAUGGCUUGGUGAAUUCUUGGAGGCCUCAAUCACAGUAUGAACCAUGGAAUCUUCAUCUCUCUUAGAUUUGUAAUACAAUUUCCAAUCGUAUGACUUGUAUGCUUAGGAUUUGAUUAUGUAUGAGAAUACAUAAGAUUGAUCUUAAGUUUUGCUUUCCUCUCUUUCUA
Musa acuminata AAA Group (dessert banana) is the source of this 946-nucleotide messenger RNA. Its product is annotated as thylakoid lumenal 15.0 kDa protein 2, chloroplastic. The transcript is spliced from 6 exons. The record is from RefSeq and is a predicted model, not a curated record. The coding region runs from base 71 to 751 and encodes 226 amino acids. NCBI's taxonomy places the organism in Eukaryota, Viridiplantae, Streptophyta, Magnoliopsida, Zingiberales, Musaceae.